Molecule: messenger RNA, 759 nt
Organism: Aspergillus campestris IBT 28561
Lineage: Eukaryota; Fungi; Ascomycota; Eurotiomycetes; Eurotiales; Aspergillaceae
Exons: 3
Coding region: 1-759 (252 amino acids)
Source: RefSeq, a predicted model, not a curated record
AUGAAGUUUCCUCUCUUCUUGCUUCUAGUUCUGUGUUCAACAAACACCGCCGCCUAUGGCAUCUCUGGUGCCUACGAGCGAAUGUUAUACUGGUAUGCCUAUGAGCUAGAUCAGCAAGCGGACGGGCCCAAGGUGGUUGCAAAGCGUUGCGCAGGAGAAUUUGGUGUGAAAACAUGCAAUCUCAAGCAAUUCCUCACCUACAUUGCAGAGGGCCCGGGGGAGAAGGCCAACGCUCGAUCGCUCCCAGACGCCAUCAACGGACACAGUAUAAAAGCCGACACAGCUGCUGAGAUGAUUCACCGUGGUCACCUUACUGGAUCCUACCGAAUAAAUUAUGUUUACGAGAUGGUAGAUAAAGCACCUGAUCUGUUCGCAAUGAUUGCAAGACAUGGACGAGGAGUUAACCGCCCCCAAACAAGUUUGAUUAGUGAUAAAACCGCUGGGAAGAGUGUGCGUCACUAUCCCCUGAAUCAAGUCAUGACUGCACGGAAACGGAUUGAGGAUAUGCGUGUAGCAGGUAAUAUUCAGGCGGCCGGCGAUCAUCUUCGUCAGAAGUUCGAUGCAAAUCAUGUUCCAGCAAACGACUUAUCAGGAGGCACCCCUGUAACCCAGGGUUUGGUUGUCGAGACAAGCGAACGAGUCAGUCUGGAGAAUAACCUGCGCUACAUCGCAGUGAAUCUGCAGGAAGCAGGUGAACGGAUCCAAGCAACUAACCCACCUAAUGCUGAGCCCGAGGGGUCUGGCUUCAAUCUGAGCUAA